UGGUCGCCCUGAAGAGGAGCUGUGGGCCCAAACUUGCCUCGCCAAGGCGCUAGCCUGACAUUGAGAGUGCCGGAGAGAAACUCCGUUCAACGCCAAACCGCGCGCAUUGCAAGUACGGGACUACUCCGUACUCCGGUAAAUAUCCACUAUCCGUCACCCAGGAACAAAUCACGAGAAUGCCAGUCCCCACGACCAGAGAGGUUGUGCCGGGGGCGCUCGUGAACAUUGUUCUCAAAGCCGACCAGCGCACAGGUCGCACAGUUCAAGGCGCGGUCGCCCAGCUUCUGACCAGGGGAAACCAUCCGCGAGGCAUCAAGGUGCGCUUGGCGGAUGGCAGGGUUGGCCGGGUUCAGAGCAUGGCGGGGGACGCCGCGUUAGCCGGGCCGCUAGAUCAGCUUGGCGGCGAACCAGAGAUGAUUUUCGGUCCGGCGCCGGCGGGCUUUCCGCAGGGCCGCCGGGGAGGACGACGACACUACACGGAUAUGAGACAAGAGCCACCGCCGCCGUCCACACAGCCGGUCGGUCUCGAUGCUUACAUCAAGCCUUCCAAACGACGCGGCAACAGGGGGUCGAAGGCAGGCAACAGCACAAUUGACGACGCAAACGACGAGAGCUCGCUCGAAGCUCCCAUGCAACCUGCUAAUGCGCACUUGCGUUCCGGGCAAGACGAGUCGAUAUGCCCUGUAUGCGGCGACUUCAGAGGCGAUGCGGCAGCUCUCACAUACCAUGUGCAGACUCACUUCGACGACUAAAACAGCACAUGACAACAUCAUCAUCAUUUAACACGGACG
Messenger RNA from Thermothelomyces thermophilus ATCC 42464, 791 nucleotides. RefSeq lists its product as uncharacterized. The record is from RefSeq and is a predicted model, not a curated record. The transcript has a single exon. NCBI's taxonomy places the organism in Eukaryota, Fungi, Ascomycota, Sordariomycetes, Sordariales, Chaetomiaceae. Bases 177 to 752 code for a protein of 191 amino acids.